Molecule: messenger RNA, 2052 nt
Organism: Lachancea sp. 'fantastica'
Lineage: Eukaryota; Fungi; Ascomycota; Saccharomycetes; Saccharomycetales; Saccharomycetaceae
Source: the annotation of a GenBank genome assembly
AUGGUCGAGCCGAUUCUGUCCCAGGGCUAUGGUUAUGGCUUUGCCCUUGGUGUCGGGUCCGGGUUUGCAAUUCUAAUGGUAUCCAUCUCUUUUCUCAUUUCAAAAUACAUGGGACAACCCCAGAACUCGGAACGGUUUUCCACGGCUUCCAGAAACGUUGGUUCUGGACUGAUCGCUUCUUCAACAGUGUCGGCAUGGACAUGGCCUGCUACGCUGUUGUUAUCUGGAACCUGGUCCUACAUUUAUGGUAUUAGCGGUGCAUGGCUGUAUGCAGUAGGAGGCACAGUUCAAAUAACGCUGUUUGCGUUUCUGGCACUUCAGAUUAAACGUCGUGCACCAACAGCGCACACGGUCUCCGAAACUAUCCAUGUUCGGUUUGGCAAAGCGGGACAUCUGCUGUAUCUCUGCUAUUGCGCGGCAACCAACGUCAUGGUCUCAUCGUUGCUUUUGCUAGGUGGCUCCCAGGCCUUUGCAGCGGCCACUGGUAUGCACACUGUGGCCGCCAGUUUUCUGAUUCCGUUCACUGUGGUCAUUUAUACCGCUCUGGGAGGCCUAAAAGCGACUUUCAUCUCCGAUUGGGUGCACACCGUGAUCGUGUACAUUAUUCUGAUUGUGAUAGCGUACACGGUCUUCUGCACUUCUCCAUUGAUCGGGUCUCCCGGCAAAAUGUGGGACCUUUUGAAAGCGGUACAGCAAGUGUUUCCAAAACAGUCAGGAACAAGUUAUCUAUCCUUCAAAGACAAGGAUAUGGUUCUACUGACCUGGUCAGUCAUGUUGGGAGGUCUGUCAUCGGUUUUCGGCGAUCCUGGCUACUCGCAGAGAGCAAUCGCCUCUAAUUCCAAAAGCGUUUUUGUCGGCUACAUGAUGGGUGGGAUAUGCUGGAUGAUUAUUCCCUUUGCGUUAGGGUCUUCUGCCGGGCUGGCGUGCCGAGCGCUUUUACUGAACCCAGCGUCAAUAACUUAUCCACGAGAGUUGACAGGCGAGGAAGUGGGUGCUAGUCUGCCGUUUCUGUACGGACUAGCCUCAAUUUUUGGGAAAAGUGGAGCUGCAGCGGGCCUUGUGAUGCUGGAGAUGUCAGUCACGUCUGCUACAUCUGCUGAGCUCAUUGCGUUUUCUACCAUUGUGACUUACGACAUGUAUCGAACCUAUGUGAAUCCGCGGGCAUCGGGAAAACAGCUAAUACGGACCUCCCACGCUGGUGUCAUUUUCUUUGGGUUGUUUAUGGCAGCUUUAGCAGUAGUUUUCAAUUACUGUCAUGUCACUGUCAGUUGGCUAUUGAGCUUUGUGGGAAUUGUGUUGAAUCCAGAGGUACCCGCUGUGACUCUUUCGCUAUUCUGGCCCAGAAUGACAAAACUGUCGCUGCUCAUUGGUGUCCCGCUAGGUACCCUUUCUGGCAUAGCUUGUUGGAUAGGCGCUACUUAUCAUUAUGCUGGCGGUGCAAUCAACAGAGACACCUUGAUGACAACGGAAGCCACCUUCAUUGGUAACAUCGUGAGUCUGUUCUCGUGUGGGAUCUACAUUGUUGUCAUAUCGUUGAUCAAGCCUGAUGGGAACUUCCAAAUGGAAAGAUACACGGAAGAAUUGAAGAUAGCGGACGAUCUUGAUUCAGAUGAACAAGACGCUUUGGCCUUUACUGAAGAUGACGACAAAUUAUUGGGCCUCCAAACAUGGUUGAGUCUGUUCAUCAAUGUGUUUUUGUUUCUUGGCGUUUACAUUGUUCUGACGUGCGCUCUAUAUGGCUGGGGCAAAGACUUGAGUCGGGGAUCUUUUACUGCCUUUAUGGUGGUAAUGUUGAUAUGGCUUCUCGUAGCUGCGCUGUACAUCAUCUUGGCACCUUUAUGGCAGGGAAGAAAGACGAUCAAGACGAUAGUUGCCGGCUUAUGUGGAAAAGAGACCCAAUAUGUUGACAAGCAAGCCGCUGUCCGUAAUAACACUGAGUACAACAUCAAGAUGACGCCUCUCAGCGAUAGCAUAACGAGUGAAAGCAACUUGAGCGUCAAAGGCGAGAAAUUGGGCGAUUGUAAUCAGUCUCCAGAUUAUAAAAAUGUGUAG